Lepisosteus oculatus (spotted gar) is the source of this 1472-nucleotide messenger RNA. RefSeq names its product enoyl CoA hydratase, short chain, 1, mitochondrial (gene echs1). Gene Ontology annotation, cellular component: mitochondrion. The record is from RefSeq and is a predicted model, not a curated record. Gene Ontology annotation, molecular function: enoyl-CoA hydratase activity. Gene Ontology annotation, biological process: fatty acid beta-oxidation. Lineage: Eukaryota; Metazoa; Chordata; Actinopteri; Semionotiformes; Lepisosteidae.
CGUGGUUUCACUUUUUCCAGAGGACGUGGGUUGCCUGCAAAGAAGUGUCAAGUUCAAGCAUUUGUUGCGACUGUGAAAAGAUUACCGUGUAUUUCAAUUAAAAUGGCAGCGCUUUGCAGAACUGCAGCUCUGCUUUUAAAGCCUGCGAAAGCAUUGCCUUACACAUUUGUAGCUGCGCAAAAUUGUAGCUCAGGUGGCCACUACCAGUAUAUCUUGGUGGAAAAGAAGGGGUCACAGCAGAAUGUGGGGUUUAUCCAGCUGAACCGUCCCAAGGCUUUGAAUGCACUUUGUGAUGGUCUGAUGACUGAGAUGGGUCAGGCCUUAGACGCAUUCGAAGCAGACAGUCAGAUUGGUGCCAUAGUUAUCACUGGAAGUGAGAAAGCAUUUGCAGCUGGUGCUGACAUCAAAGAGAUGCAGAACAGAACUUUUCAGGAGUGCUACAGUGGUAACUUCCUGGCCCACUGGAACAGACUUUCGACAGUUAAGAAGCCCGUCAUCGCUGCAGUGAAUGGCUAUGCUCUCGGUGGAGGUUGUGAACUGGCGAUGAUGUGUGAUAUUAUUUAUGCGGGGGAGAAAGCACACUUUGGACAGCCUGAAAUCCUCCUGGGAACCAUUCCUGGUGCCGGAGGAACACAGAGACUCACGAGAGCUGUGGGGAAGUCUUUGGCUAUGGAAAUGGUCCUGACAGGAGACAGGAUUUCAGCACAGGAGGCUAAGGCCUCAGGUCUUGUAAGUAAGGUGUACCCCGCUGAUCAGGUUGUGCAGGAAGCAAUCAGAUGUGGAGAGAAAAUUGCUGAGAACUCUAAGCUUGUGUCUGCGAUGGCCAAAGAGGCUAUCAAUGCAGCUUUCGAGUUGACUUUGGCGGAAGGAAAUCGUCUGGAGAAGAGACUGUUUCACGCGACCUUUGCCACGGAUGACCGCAAGGAAGGAAUGACUGCCUUUGUUGAAAAGAGAAAAGCCAGCUUUAAGGACAAAUAGUGUUGCUAAUGAUCUGAGCGUGGGACUUGACUAAUCAUUACGGCAUUGGGGAAAAGAAGAAGGAUUGAAAAGGUCAAGUAACCAUCAGCUGCACCUCAAAAGAAUGUAAUCACCUUUGAACAGUGGUUUUCUAGUGCGAAUCUUCUCAGUUCCUGCCCUGAAAUCCCCUGCAUCUGCAGAUAUUUGUUGAUCUGUUGAUUAGUUUACUGAACACCAAACCUAAACUGUUUUACCAACUAGGCCUUUUAGUCAUGUUCAGUUUUGAAAUGAUCAGAGAUUUCACGUUACCUGUAAAAAUAUAAAAAAUAACUAGAAUACUGUUUUUAGGAGCGUUACAAAAGUAAGAACUAUAAUUGCUGCAUUCAUCAUUGAUCAGUUUUUAUUAUUUUCUGCUUCACCAACAGAUUAACAAAGUACUAUAGAAGCAUUCACAAACAUAUCACAGCUGUGAAUAAUUUCCGUGGUAAUAAAUUUGCCAGUAAUUAAUAUUUAAA